CGAGAACCAGAGUGGAACAAACGGAGCUUAAACCAAAACACACCAAAAUCAACUCGGCUUCAAGUUUAAUCGAUUUUUUUUCAAUAUCGUAACCGUGUUACCGGUUUUAAACCUUCUUCGGAAAUGCCUCUAAUCCCUGCGAGUGGAACCGGACGCUUUUGGGCUCAUUCGGCGAAGAUAAUUCGCUUUGCACGGCACGGAUGCACCAACAGACCCUUCUUUCAUAUUGUCGUUAUGGAGCGACGGAAAAAUCAACAUCAGCCCGUUAUCGAACAAAUCGGAACCUACGACCCAAUGCCGAAUGAGCAUAACGAAAAGCUGGUUUCCUUUAACUUCGAGCGCGUGCGCCACUGGUUGGGGAGUGGAGCUCAUGUUUCGGCACCCGUGGCCGAGUUGUUAGGUAUUGCUGGUCUGCUACCGGUCAAUCCGCAUACUUACAUGAGUGCAUGGAGGAACCGGCAAAUCGCUGAAAAAACUGCAGAACUUGCCGCGGCUAAGCAACAUGCCGAGGGAACUGCCGAAGCUAGCAGUUGAAAAAAAUGUAUGAUAACGUUAGUUGUAGUCAUUUGUUUAUAAAUAUACCAAAACUGUUUCAACCUUGA
Molecule: messenger RNA, 602 nt
Organism: Ochlerotatus camptorhynchus
Lineage: Eukaryota; Metazoa; Arthropoda; Insecta; Diptera; Culicidae
Gene: mRpS16
Product: mitochondrial ribosomal protein S16
Exons: 3
Coding region: 124-534 (136 amino acids)
Biological process (GO): mitochondrial translation
Cellular component (GO): ribosome; mitochondrial small ribosomal subunit
Molecular function (GO): structural constituent of ribosome
Source: RefSeq, a predicted model, not a curated record